Messenger RNA from Ornithodoros turicata, 4528 nucleotides. Its product is annotated as adhesion G protein-coupled receptor L1-like. Gene Ontology annotation, molecular function: G protein-coupled receptor activity. Gene Ontology annotation, cellular component: plasma membrane. The record is from RefSeq and is a predicted model, not a curated record. Lineage: Eukaryota; Metazoa; Arthropoda; Arachnida; Ixodida; Argasidae. The transcript is spliced from 20 exons. Gene Ontology annotation, biological process: cell surface receptor signaling pathway; adenylate cyclase-activating G protein-coupled receptor signaling pathway. The coding region runs from base 469 to 3249 and encodes 926 amino acids.
ACCUCCGUCACUGCUGGGAAAGUGCUCGGGUUCAGUGCGACAGUUUGCGCCUUCUUCCUUUCACAGGUAUCGGACGAAAUUAUUUAAAAUCAAUUGCAGCCUGCUUACCUAUCGCCUCGCGUUUCCUUGCCGUGGGAUCCGUGUGCAUAACCGCAGAGUACAUCGUGACUUUGGACCAAACGGGGGGACAUAAGAUGGCUGCUGUUGGUGUCUUCUGGUGACUUCGCUGAAUUGACCACGAAAGUCCUCAAGUGCAACUUAUAGUGUGGGGACUACAAAUACAUGGACGAGAGCUACACAUCGUGUCAAGUAGUGCCUUUCGCGUUUUCUUGAACUGUGCUCAUGCAUUUGAGAGGUUCCUGCGCAUUACUUUGCAAGGAAUACGAAGAAAUAGGCUGACGCGACGUCAUAGUCCAACUCGGAUUGCGCAUUGAAUGUCCCUCUUGAGCGGUUCUUCUGACUGAAGCGAUGAAAAGCGUGGAACGCAGGAUUGUGUGUAUUGUUAUCCUGUGUUCGUCCCUGUGGAAAGCGGAGGGCCGGCACAUCCGUCAAAGACAGAGGCUACUCACACCAGACGAAGAAGCUAUGGCACGGCGUUUCUGGCGCUGCUGUCACCACCAGCAUCGAAGCCUGACUUGCUCAGAAAACUCGUGCUACUUCUUCCUGGAAGGAGACAUGACUUGGCGCGAAGCACGAAGACAAUGCCAAGACACUUACGGGCGCUCUGAUCUGUCCUUGUUUAAUAUUCUUGACCAGAACACCGUAACUAAGAUGAUCGCAGCGAAUGCCCCUGAUCAUCCCGAGAAGAAGCGGUACGAGGACUGGAGAGCCUGGGUUGGCUUCAUGAACCCAGGCAUGAUUGCAGGCAACAGCACAGACUUCUUCACUGUAGGGGAGCCCGUAUUUUAUAACGGGAGCUCAGGAUCGCCACAGCAACCAGCGUCAGGAGCUGGGCCCUUCUUCGGCUGGGUACAUUUCCUCCAGAAGGGGCUGGAGUAUGGCCUUGCAGGGCGGAAGGGCCGCGCGCCCGCUGCUUGCAACUUCACCAUUCCAGUUGAUCUGUAUCGUCGCUGCUUCAGUGAUGGCUAUGGCUUCGCGUGUCACAGUGGAGGGAAGGAUACCUGCUCGAGCACUACCUGGAACGGUCGAAGCCUCGGUUCAUCACCCGUCGGUGUCGUGCAGAGGGUCGUUUGCCCGGGAUCACGAUUUGAGGAAUAUUAUGAGUGCUACCCCGAUAAUACCUGGAGAAGACUAAAUGGGUCCUGCUACGAAGAGUGGGCCGCAGACAUUCUGGAUGAUUUGUACGACGAUUCAGGCGACGUUCUGUCGCUGGCGUCGGACAUGUACGAUUACGUUGCUGCAACACGCGAAACCUACAGGAAACGCGAGACCCCUGGCCAAGGACCAAAAGACGUGCCAUUCUCGCUGGGAAAAGUCAUCGACAUCGUCCACAGCAUCGUAGACCUGGGAGACAAGCAGGCCGCCAAUCACACGCCUGUGGAGAGUUUCAACUUCACACAGCACGUGAUUUCCACGCUGAGUUUGAUGGUCGACAGUGAUCAAAACUGGGAAUGGCAGAAUGUUACUAAGGACGAACAGUCGUAUCUCGCCAGUAAAAUCAUUGUAGAAGCUGAGAAGACAGGCCGACUGCUGGCAUGCAGUCAGGUGGACGAUUCAAUGAACAACGCAACCAGAACGCUUAUUCGGCGAGAAAAUAUUGAACUCCAGGUAUUUCCUCUCACGAAGGCGGAGACUGUCGUCUGUUUUCCAUCUUGCGAUUCAGAUGAAUCCAGCUCUAUCCGAAUUAACGGUGAACUGCCAAUGGAAGAUCUUCCAGAAGUAUGCAACAAGCCAGCGUAUGUUGGCGUCGCUCUUCUGUACAGGAAUCUGGGCAAUCGCCUCCUCCGAAGCCGUUACUCGGAGCAAGAAUUACUUGAAGACAGGAAAGAGCACGAUCUGAGCCACGCUGUAGUCAACUCUGAAGUAGCUGGCUUCUCUCUCGGGGCGUUUAACACGUCUAUUCCGUUCGAGGACAAAGUGGUGGUGGUCACGUUGAAGCACAUAAACGCUACCACUAAAAGCCCUACGUGUGCUUUUUGGAAUUUUAGCAAGCUCGGAGGAAUGGGUCAAUGGGACACCAGUGGAUGCGAAGUGGAUGCCGCGACUUCGACUCCUCUACAGACGACGUGCAGAUGCGAUCAUCUCACGAACUUCGCUGUUCUAGUUGAUAUGACGGGCGAAGUGGAAGACACUCCAGUCAUGACAGUACUGACUGUAGUCUGCUGUGUCCUCUCCAUAGUGUGUUUGACCAUUACAAUGGCGUGCCUAAUAUGUGUCAGAGCGUUACGAUGUCGACGGAGCGUUAUCGCGUGCAACGUGAGCUUCUGUCUAAUUGUGUCGAACUUCAUCAUACUCACGGGAUUCAAGAUGACGCAGACUUUUGGUAUUGAAUGUCUUGUCACCCGAAGCGUCCUACUGUACGCCCUGUUAGCGGCCUUCAUGUGGAUGCUUUUGGAAGGUUACCAUCUUUACCGCAUGCUUGUGAUCGUCUUCAACCACAACAGCAUUUCUCUUCGAUGGUUCUACGCAUUCGGCUACGGAAUUCCCGUAGCAAUCACGGCGGCUGCUGCUUGCUUGACACGAAACCGUUUCAGAGAUAACUUCUGCUGGUUCGCUUCGGAAGACAUCUUCUACUUUUGCGGGCCGAUGAUCGCUGUCAUCGUUGUAAACAUAGUUGUCCUGACUGUAGCCCUGUCUACGGCGUCCAGCGUAAAGGUGAAAAAGAAACUACGAAGAUCAGAAAGCAUCGCCACGUGGCUGAAGGGAUCAGCGUCCCUUGUCUUCCUGUUGGGCAUCACGUGGGUGCUUGGUCUUCCGUUAUUAGCAGGAAGGGCGGUUCCUUACAUGGAGUAUGUUUUCACUGUCGUCAACGGAUCACAGGGUGUUACAAUGUUCCUCUUCCACAUUGCGUGCAAUGAGAAAGCGCGUGUUACCAUCCUGAAGGCUCUGCGCAACCACGCUUUCUGUGGAACGCUCGUUCAGAUGAAGAAGGGAGCCCAGAAGCGUGGCUUCAAGGGCUCUCUGAGCUUUGGAAGUCAAUCGUCUACCAAUUCAACGCAGCUGAACAGCGUCCUCUCCGAAACUGCGGACGUGCCGCUGCGGGAAGUUGCCGCUGACACAACCUGUACGCGCUACUCUGAACGUUUCGGCAAGAAGAAAGGGGGUUUAGCUCCCACAGAUCGACACUGAACUGACAGCCUUUACGGUUAAUCGCUUCAGCUUUCGACAGACUUUCUUUUCAAGGGACAUGUGCCCCACGACCCAUGAGACAUAUAUGUACAUGAUCUGCUUGUCUCCCUUCUACGGCUCUGUACGAGGAUAUCUACAGGCAUCUGGUCGCCUCGUACAUCACCAGAUUUAUGUGUACUUGACAGUGUGCAGGAAUGGUGCAGAUGUAUUGGCGGCGUAUAGUUAACAACUUAUUGCUUGUAAACCCAGUACAACAAGUUAUACGUGUGACAGAGAGCGCUAAAUAUUUUUGAUUUGCAACUCAAAUUGGGCUAUAAGACAGAGGACAGAGACGGCUAGGGGAAACGUCUGGUGGGAAAUAAUCCCCGAUUUGUCACGAAACAGAGACCUAUGUUAAAACGGCGAUAAAACCUGAGACAAGGAACAGAAAAUAACACGACACGUUCUCGUGUUGUAACACCCUGCCUCACGUCGUGUCAUGUUUUUAUUUUCUGUUCCUUGUCUCAGGUUUUAUCUUCGUUUUACAAUGUACCAGCUCGCCUGCAUCCUUGCACAUCUACCAGAGAUCUAUGUUCCCGACUGGCUUGCUGCUCAUGAUUGCUACGUAAACGACACGUCGCCGACUUUUAGACCCAGUGUUAUGCGCCUGCAAUGUAGUUUUGCCACCACACUUGACGCGCAAUGUGCAGUUGGUGGCGACAUCGACACAGUGUUGCCCGUAAUUUUCCAUUUUAAACUAUAAGCGCAAUUGGGACGUAAGAGUAGGGCUCAGGCUAUCGAAUAAAUAAGAGCAGCUACUGCUUUAUUAAUUACCUAUAAUGAAUUAUGUAUUGAGGACCUCUUUGUAUUAAUAAUGUAAUAUUCGUAUUGCCCAGAAGGAUAGAGAAUGCAGCAAGCACACUGGCACUCUUGAAGACUGUUCUGUGUCCCCUAGGUUUUAUUAAUCAUAUGAAUGUUAUUGUAGUGCAUGUUUUUAAUUUUAGCAGUGCUCUGCACAGCCAAUUACGUCAGCCAAUUACAAUUUUUUAUCAGAUACGGCCCUAGUACCAUUAAUUACAGACAUCAUUAAUUAGUAAUAUGAGAUUUACACCAUCAGAAACGAGUGAAAAUAAAAACCCUGAAGUCCUUACUGCACGAGAUGACUUGUCGCAACACGAUCCCUAUAUAUAAGCUCUACUAGAAGUCACUCCCUUCACCAAAAUGAAUACAGAGAAGCGUGUCACGAUGAGAAUAAUUAGCACAUUUAUUACACUGUAGCAAAAUAAAUUAGAAAUAUACA